AUCUAUUAUUUUUCGGCAAGCUACCACCAAGAACACCGGUCGGACAUGUUUAAAGUGACGGACUGACUUCCGCUCCCGCGAGGGAUCAAACUGUCGCGAGAUCCUGAUCCGCUUCCUCUUCGCACGGAACCCGCUUCCAAGAUGUCUCUGGUCAUCCCCGAGAAGUUCCAGCACAUUCUUCGUGUUCUCAACACGAACAUCGAUGGUCGGAGGAAGAUCGCCUUCGCCAUCACUGCCAUCAAGGGUGUUGGCAGACGUUACGCUCAUGUCGUCCUGAGGAAGGCCGACAUCGACCUCAGUAAGAGGGCCGGAGAGCUGACGGAGGAGGAGGUGGAGCGGGUGGUGACCAUCAUGCAGAAUCCUCGCCAGUACAAAAUCCCCGACUGGUUCCUGAACAGACAGAAAGACGUGAAGGAUGGAAAGUACAGUCAGGUUCUGGCCAACGGUCUGGACAACAAGCUGAGAGAAGAUCUGGAGCGGCUGAAGAAGAUCAGGGCUCAUCGUGGUCUCAGGCACUUCUGGGGUCUGCGUGUGCGUGGUCAACACACCAAGACCACCGGUCGUCGUGGUCGCACUGUGGGCGUGUCCAAGAAGAAGUAAAGUCGCCUGCUUCCCCUCGUUUGAAUAAAAAAACAAGUUCACACAAA
Molecule: messenger RNA, 647 nt
Organism: Scophthalmus maximus (turbot)
Lineage: Eukaryota; Metazoa; Chordata; Actinopteri; Pleuronectiformes; Scophthalmidae
Gene: rps18
Product: ribosomal protein S18
Exons: 6
Coding region: 142-600 (152 amino acids)
Biological process (GO): translation
Cellular component (GO): small ribosomal subunit; ribosome; cytosol
Molecular function (GO): structural constituent of ribosome; RNA binding
Source: RefSeq, a predicted model, not a curated record